AUGAAGAUUCGAUGGGCGAUUUCGUUGGAGGAGACGAUGACAUCUCCGAAUUUUCAAAACAUAUUUCGAAAAGCAAUAUUGUGUUUGUCAGAAACUGAAUUAGAAUAUCAGAAAAAAUUCCGAUUCAAAGAAGAUGCGCUGGCUUGUUUGAUCGGUAAAUUGAUGCCAAGGAAAGCAGCAGUUCUUCACACUAACAGACAAUGGAAUUCACUAGAAUUCGUGAAAAAUAAAAGCGGAAAACCAUCGUUACGUCAAGAUGCUUCUUCUGUUCCAAGAUUCGAAUACAAUGUUUCCCAUCAGGGAGAUCUUGUUGUCUUGGCCACAGGGGAUACUCGAAUUGGUGUUGAUGUGAUGCGAAUUGACGAGUCUCGCCGAGAAACAGCUUCGGAACAAGUUGACAGUUUCAAACGACAUUUCAGUGAAGAUGAAAUAGAAUCGGUAAAAGGAGGAGACAAGAGUGACUUGAAAAGGUGGCAAGCGUUCUACCGUAUCUGGUGUCUAAAAGAAUCGAUUCUAAAAGCGACUGGUGUGGGACUACCCGAUGGAUUGCAUAAUCACAUUUUUCAGUUGGACCCAAUCUACGAACACAUUCCUGGAAGCUCUACAACAUCAUCUCUAUACUUUCAUCAAUCCAUUCCACAGCCUCAAUGGACUUUUGAAGAAUCCUACAUCGGAGAAAAUCACUGUGUUGCGGUUGCUUCUGAAUCCCCAUCAAAAGAAUUCGUGCCGUUCGAAAUGACUACUCUCUCUGAGAUGAUUGAUGAAGCGGACUUCGUAAAUGUGACUGCGGACCCUGACGAAGAACUUGAUGCAUUUAUGGAAAAACCGAAUAAACCAUUUUGA
This is a messenger RNA of Caenorhabditis briggsae, 843 nucleotides long. Lineage: Eukaryota; Metazoa; Nematoda; Chromadorea; Rhabditida; Rhabditidae. The transcript is spliced from 5 exons. Gene Ontology annotation, cellular component: cytosol. The record is from RefSeq and is a predicted model, not a curated record. Bases 1 to 843 code for a protein of 280 amino acids. Gene Ontology annotation, molecular function: holo-[acyl-carrier-protein] synthase activity; magnesium ion binding.